Messenger RNA from Aspergillus costaricaensis CBS 115574, 1251 nucleotides. It is a transcript of the gene arfA, whose product is annotated as putative ADP-ribosylation factor. The record is from RefSeq and is a predicted model, not a curated record. Gene Ontology annotation, molecular function: GTPase activity; GTP binding. Gene Ontology annotation, biological process: vesicle-mediated transport; intracellular protein transport. Bases 212 to 763 code for a protein of 183 amino acids. Gene Ontology annotation, cellular component: plasma membrane; cytoplasm. The transcript has 4 exons. NCBI's taxonomy places the organism in Eukaryota, Fungi, Ascomycota, Eurotiomycetes, Eurotiales, Aspergillaceae.
CUUAUACUAUACCUUCCCCCUCCUCUGCCCGACGUCACUAGGUCUGUGUUCUAUCGCUUGACCCUCUCUCUCUCUCUCUCACUCUCUCACUCUUCUCCCUCUCUCCCCGACCGUGCGGUGUGGAUCUCGCACACCCUGGACUCUCUUGGUCAGAUUGAUUCUAACAUCGCAUUCUCAUCCCUAGACCUUUGAAUCUCACGCAACCGUCGUCAUGGGUCUCACUUUCUCCAAGUUGUUCGACCGGCUAUGGGGCCGCAAGGAGAUGCGUAUUCUGAUGGUCGGUCUCGAUGCCGCCGGUAAAACCACCAUCCUGUAUAAGCUCAAGCUGGGUGAAAUCGUCACCACCAUCCCCACGAUUGGUUUCAACGUCGAGACCGUCGAAUACAAGAACAUUCAGUUCACCGUCUGGGACGUCGGUGGUCAGGACAAGAUCCGUCCUCUCUGGAGACACUACUUCCAGAACACUCAGGGUAUCAUUUUCGUUGUCGACAGCAAUGACCGUGACCGUAUCGUCGAGGCCCGUGAGGAGUUGCAGCGCAUGUUGAACGAGGAUGAACUCCGUGAUGCCCUUCUCCUGGUGUUCGCCAACAAGCAAGAUUUGCCGAACGCCAUGAGCCCUGCCGAGAUCACUCAGCAGCUUGGUCUGCAGAGCCUCACUCGCCGCCCCUGGUACAUCCAAUCCACCUGCGCCACGACUGGUGACGGUCUGUACGAGGGUCUGGAGUGGCUUGCUGAGACGCUGCGGAAAACGAACCGCGACUAAACUGAUCAUCUAAUGAGUGGAAGAAUACCUGGAAGUUUGUGAACCUGGGAGUUGCGGAUGCUGGAUGGGGAACCGGGGCCGGCAAAGUCACCUCGUGUAGGGGAAAGGGAUUAUGCUUGCUAAACUUGGUGGUUCUUGUAUGUUCUCUAACGGCUCUUCAUUCCUCUAUGCUAUUAGCUUUUACUUUUUUUUAUCAUUUCUUUUGUCACCCUGGCGCCGCCCGAUUGUUUUUUACGACUUCUUCUCUGCCUUUGUGCUUCUCAACCGCAUGCCGUUUCCUUCCUUCCCUUUCUCGACUCGACUCGACUCGACCUCGUGCUCGGAGCAGAAUAAGGGAGGGAACGGGAACAAGGGACAAAAAUGGAAAAAGGAAAGGCAGUAUAUCCAUGGACUGGGCUGUGAUGCAUUUGGCCCCGAGAAUGAGAAUGAGAAUGUAGAACGAGUGCAUGUAGUGGCCGGUUUUUUUAUUCUACUUUUAGUGAGUUGUG